Molecule: messenger RNA, 2591 nt
Organism: Xiphias gladius (swordfish)
Lineage: Eukaryota; Metazoa; Chordata; Actinopteri; Istiophoriformes; Xiphiidae
Product: limbic system associated membrane protein
Exons: 8
Coding region: 281-1294 (337 amino acids)
Cellular component (GO): neuron projection
Source: RefSeq, a predicted model, not a curated record
AAGCCUGCUUCUCUCCAUAGCUGACUGUGCCGUCCCUUUACGCGGAGAGCAUUACGCAUCAGUGGACUAUAGAGCGAGGACCCCGCACAGAACCGCACGUUUUCGGCCCAAAAGUCUUUUAGGAAACUUGUAUCGCCCGUCUAUUCCGGACUGCUGUGGACCUAAAGGCAUCCCGCGUUUUCCGGGAAGUCUGGACAACUACUCCUCUUCCCCCCUCUCUUUUUUUUCCCCAUUAUCUUUGGAUCUAUAGCCCCCGAAAGGCGCGCUGCUGUGCUUCAAAAUGCAAGCCGGACGCAAAUCGUGUUGGAGGCAAUUGCAGGCUUCUUUUUUCAGACUGCUAUGUCUUAUCCCCACAGGAUUCCCUGUCCGGAGUGUGGAUAUGCAGCGGGCCACCGACAACAUCACCAUCCGCCAGGGCGACACGGCGAUUAUAAGGUGUUACGUUGAUGACAAAGUGUCCAAGGUGGCCUGGCUCAAUCGAUCCAACAUCAUCUUUGCCGGGCAGGACAAGUGGUCCCUGGACCCCAGAGUAGAUCUGGUCACCAAAGGACAGCUGGAGUACAGCCUGCGCAUACAAAAGGUAGACGUGUAUGAUGAGGGGUCAUACACCUGCUCCAUUCAGACUAAACAGCAGCCCAAGACCUCACAGGUCUACCUUAUUGUACAAGUUCCAGCCAACAUCUACAAAGUGUCGGAAGACAUCACAGUGAAUGAGGGCAGUAAUGUGACACUCAGUUGUCUGGCCAGUGGCAGGCCAGACCCUGCAAUUACCUGGCGGCUGCUCAACCCCUCAGCAGAGCCAUUGGACGGAGAAGAGUACCUGGACAUUAUAGGUAUCAUGCGAAACCAAGCGGGUCGUUACGAAUGCAAGGCCAGCAAUGACGUCGCCACACCAGAUGUCAAAUAUGUCAAUGUGGUUGUGAACUACCCUCCGACAAUAAAGAAAACCCAGAACUCAGAGACUCAGGUUGGCCGCAUGGGGACCCUGCAGUGUGACGCCACCGCUGUGCCCACACCAGAGUUUGAAUGGUACAGAGAUGAAAAAAGGCUGUCCAAUGCCCAGGGCAUCAAUAUCCAAAUUCAUGGCACUACCACUGUUCUCAUGAUUGCCAAUGUCACUGAAGAGGAUUAUGGGAACUAUACCUGUGUGGCCUCGAACCGACUGGGCGUCCAGAAUGCCAGCCUUUUCCUCUAUAGACCUGGGACAGGUCGAGAUAUCAGCGGUGCUGCCUGUGUAUCUCAAACACUGUGGCUCCUACUGGCCUCCUUCACCUGCCUUUUCUUCAAGUGUUAAUACCACUGCCCUCCUCUUCCUCAUCUUCCCCCUCCUGGCCUUCCUUCCUUCUCCUCCUCCUUCUCUCCAACUCACCGACAUUCUUAUUGCUACCUUAUUACCAACUUUACCACCCUUCCAGACUGUUUGCAUCAUGAUACGAAAACCUUAUGUGCUCUCAAGCACGGCUUACAGAUAUUACACAAAGCGAUGGGUUAUGAGUAAAAUGUUAGAAGAACAACAACAACAAAAAACAGUGAAAUGAAGGACAGAACAAGCAAACAGGCUCUUUUAAAGAAAUGCAUUGCUAUUUUUAAUUUUUAUGCACUUCUUUUUUCUGCUAUAUCUUGUCUUAGGGGUCUGGAAUGGGUUUGGGAUUUGUUGUAUUUUUGUCUUCAUGGGAGUUAAAGCAGAGGCACCCCACUCACAGGGAUGCCAACAAUCAUUUGUCUCUAGAAUUACUAAAGACAUAAGGUAUAUUUCUUCUUAUGUUAUGUUAACUUAAACUGUAAAUUUAACCAAGUGUUUAACCAGUGCAUUAAUGAGCAACAUACAAAGUAUCUGCCAAAUAUUCAUGUAGAGUUGAAACUAACAAAUACAGAAGUCAAAGGGAGAGUACAGCAGCUGAUUCUGUCUGUAGAACCAUAUGCUGAUGCUACUAGUCUAAAACAUAGAUAUAAAGCAUUAGCAAGGUAUCUCUCCAGUCACUCCGGUUGUUGCCGUCCAGCCAAAAAAUUGAGGAUGCAGUGAAUAAAAUUGACUCGGUCCUACUGAGCUAAACCGUGCAGAGUACAAACCUGAAGAAAUUAGUUUAUCUAGUGGUAGAUAUCUACAUCCUCAUUCAGCGGCUUUGCAACCACCCGCCUUCAUUCCAAAAGAAUUCCUAAUUUCUCUUCAGCAGGACUCUCAGUUAAAAUAAAAAGAAACACAGUAGGUUAUAAUGACGCAUACUGUACAUAGCAAAAUUUUGUAUUUCUCUAUGAUAAGACAACUUGUUCUGCCACUGUAACAACAGGAAAAAGAGGAGAUUGUUGCAGUGUACGUUGCUUGUUCGACAACCAAGCAACCAUACUGUGCAGGUUGUCUCCGCUUCAAGGCAGGUUGCAUCGCGUUUAGAUACAUAUACUGUACAAGGAACAGUGUUUGCUUUUAGAUUAUAAGUUUUAGGAUCAUUAUAAUAUUCUGCUGGAAUUUGGAUUAAAAGAGGCACGACACCAAUGAAUGACUUACUUUUUUGUUUUUUUUCUUUCAAAGAAGAAUGUGUGUUUUAAUAUGAAAUGAUAAAGAAAAAAUUCAUGAUAUAUUCAUAUUGAGGUUA